This is a messenger RNA of Cygnus atratus (black swan), 7502 nucleotides long. RefSeq names its product protocadherin 19 (gene PCDH19). The transcript is spliced from 5 exons. The record is from RefSeq and is a predicted model, not a curated record. Lineage: Eukaryota; Metazoa; Chordata; Aves; Anseriformes; Anatidae. Bases 1 to 3273 code for a protein of 1090 amino acids. Gene Ontology annotation, cellular component: plasma membrane. Gene Ontology annotation, molecular function: calcium ion binding. Gene Ontology annotation, biological process: homophilic cell-cell adhesion.
AUGGGGGCUCUCCCGGCGCUGCUGGGGGCCGCCUUGCUGUGGGCCGGCGCCGGGGCCCUCGUCAACCUCAAGUACUCGGUGGAGGAGGAGCAGCGGGCCGGCACCGUGAUCGCCAACGUCGCCAAGGACGCCCGGGACGCCGGCUUCGUGAUAGACCCCCGGCAGCCCACCGCCUUCCGGGUGGUCUCCAACUCGGCCCCCCACCUGGUGGACAUCAGCCCCGGGUCCGGGCUGCUGGUGACCAAGCAGAAGAUCGACCGGGACCUGCUGUGCCGGCAGAGCCCCAAGUGCGUCAUCUCGCUGGAGGUGAUGUCCAGCUCCAUGGAGAUCUGCGUGAUCAAGCUGGAGAUCAAGGACCUCAACGACAACGCGCCCAGCUUCCCCACCGACCAGAUCGAGCUGGAAAUCUCAGAGACUGCCAGCCCCGGCACCCGGGUGCCGCUGGAGAGCGCCUACGACCCGGACUCAGGCAGCUUUGGUGUGCAGAGCUACGAGAUCACCCCCAACGACCUCUUUGGGCUGGAGACCAAGACGCGGGGAGAUGGGUCCCGCUUUGCCGAGCUGGUGGUGGAGAAGAGCCUGGACCGCGAGACCCAGUCCCACUACAGCUACGUGAUCACGGCGCUGGAUGGUGGUGACCCGCCCAACUUCGGCACGGUGGAGCUCAGCAUCCGCGUCAUCGACUCCAAUGACAACAACCCGCUCUUUGAGGAGCCGGCCUACACCGUCAGUGUGCCCGAAAACGCCCCGCUGGGUACGCCGGUCAUCCGCCUCAAUGCCUCUGACCCGGAUGAGGGCACCAACGGCCAGGUGCUCUACUCUUUCCACAGCUACGUCUCUGAGCGAGCCCGGGAGCUCUUCCAGAUCGACCCCCAGAGCGGCCUCAUCACGGUCAGCGGCGCCAUUGACUACGAGGAGGGUCAUGUCUACGAGCUGGAUGUGCAGGCCAAGGACUUGGGGCCUAACUCCAUCCCUGCCCAUUGCAAAGUGACCAUCAGUGUGCAGGAUGCCAAUGACAACCCGCCCCUCAUCAACCUGCUCUCUGUCAACAGCGAGCUGGUGGAGGUGAGCGAGAACGCCCCGCCGGGGUACGUCAUCGCCCUGGUGCGAGUCUCGGACCGCGACUCCGGGGCCAACGGGCGGGUGCAGUGCAAGCUCCUGGGCAACGUGCCUUUCCGGCUCCAGGAGUACGAGAGCUUCUCCACCAUCCUGGUGGACGGGCGGCUGGACCGGGAGCAGAGGGACCAGUACAACCUCACCAUCCAGGCCAAGGACAAUGGCGUACCCUCCCUACAGGCCACCAAGUCCUUCACCGUCAAGAUAACCGAUGAGAACGACAACCAUCCCCACUUCUCCAAGCCCUAUUACCAGGUCAUCGUGCAGGAGAACAACACCCCAGGGGCCUACCUCCUCUCAGUCUCCGCGAGGGACCCUGACCUGGGCCUCAACGGCAGCGUCUCCUAUCAGAUUGUGCCCUCCCAAGUCAGGGACAUGCCUGUCUUCACCUAUGUCUCCAUCAACCCCAACUCUGGAGAUAUCUAUGCUUUGAGGUCCUUCAAUCACGAACAGACGAAGGCCUUUGAGUUCAAGGUCUUGGCAAAGGACGGAGGUAAUCCCUCUCUGCAGAGCAAUGCCACCGUCAGGGUGAUUGUCCUGGAUGUCAAUGACAACACGCCCGUGAUCACAGCCCCACCACUGGUCAACGGGACUGCGGAGGUGUACAUCCCCAGGAACGCGGGGGUCGGCUACUUGGUGACAGUGGUCAAGGCAGAUGACUAUGACGAGGGUGAAAAUGGCAGACUUUCCUACGAAAUGGUGGAAGGAGACAGAGGAUUUUUUGAGAUAGACCAGGUCAAUGGAGAGAUAAGGACCACCAGAGCCUUUGGGGAGAAUGCAAAGACAGCCUAUGAGCUGAUUGUAGUGGCUCAUGACCAUGGAAAAACAUCUCUGUCGGCUUCAGCCUUGAUUUUGAUAUACCUGUCUCCGGCCCUCGAUGCCCAGGAGUCCAUAGGAUCUGUUAACCUCUCCCUCAUUUUCAUUAUUGCCCUGGGGUCUAUUGCGGCCAUUCUUUUUGUCACCAUGAUCUUCGUGGCAGUAAAGUGCAAAAGGGAUAACAAGGAAAUCAGGACCUAUAACUGCAGAAUCGCAGAGUACUCCUACGGGCAUCAGAAGAAAUCAAGCAAGAAGAAGAAAAUCAGCAAGAACGAUAUCCGCCUGGUACCGCGGGAUGUGGAGGAGACGGAUAAAAUGAACGUUGUGAGCUGCUCCUCUCUCACCUCAUCCCUCAACUACUUCGACUACCACCAGCAGACCCUGCCGCUGGGCUGCCGCCGCUCCGAGAGCACUUUCCUCAACGUGGAGAGCCAGAACAACAGGAACGCCGGCUCCAACCACAUCUACCAUCACACCUUCGCGGGGCAGAGCCCCCAGCAGCCCGACCUCAUCAUCAACGGGAUGCCGCUGCCUGAGACUGAGAACUACUCCUUUGACUCCAACUACGUGAACAGCAGAGCUCAUUUAAUAAAGAGCAGCUCCACGUUCAAGGACUUGGAGGGGAACAGCCUGAAGGACAGCGGCCAUGAGGAGAGUGACCAGACCGACAGCGAGCACGACGUGCAGCGCGGCCUCUACUGCGACACGGCCGUCAACGACGUGCUCAACACCAGCGUCCCCUCCAUGGGGUCCCAGGGCCCCGAGCCAGAUCAGAGCGAAGGAUUUCAUUGCAGGGAAGAGUGCCGCAUCCUGGGCCACUCGGACCGGUGCUGGAUGCCCCGCAGCGCCGUCCCCAGCCGCGCCAAGUCCCCCGAGCACGGCAGGAACGUCAUCGCCCUCUCCAUAGAGGCGACGGCAGUGGACGCGGAGCCUUACGCAGACUGUAGCGCCAAAAGGACCUUCGCCACCUUCGGCAAGGAGGGCGGCGAGCCGCCGGCCGAGGAGCGGGCCGGCAACCCCAAAGGCAAAAGAACGGUGGAGCCGGCCGCCGGCAGCCCCAAGGUGAGCGGCGCCGUCCGCGAGGCGGGCAACGGCUGCGAGGCCGCCAGCCCCGUCACCUCGCCCCUGCACCUGAAGAGCCCCGCGGCCUACGGCGGCCUGCCCUGCCCCGCCGGCCGCGGGCCACAGCCCCCGGCGAACACUGGCCCUGCCCGGCCCGCGGAGGCAGAGCCCAGGGGGGCGGACAGCGAGGGCGGCCUGCAGGAGGGCAACCCGCUGCUGCAGGACCGCAGGGAGAAGGACUCGCCGGCGGCCAGGAGACUGAGGGACAUCGUCCUCUGAGCAGCGCCCGGCUGCCGGAGGGGCCAGGCAGCAUGCCCGGCAUGGGUUGUUUUUAUCGCUUACCAAUGGUUCACAGAUCGCUGUAUUUAAAAGCUUUCCCUAAAUGUAUUGUUUAUAAAUGAAGCUGUUGUUAAUGUGACAAUCCCACUUGUUUCAGCAGGCGGCAGGGGUGUUCAGCAGGGCGAAUUAGCGCGUUUUCCUUUCGCCGGGAGGUGGCAGAGGGCAGGGGCAGAGGUGAGGCCCAGCCUGCCAGCGGCAAUGCUAGGUGCCGCAUCUCUUGGAUUUAUAUAUUUUUGUACCUCAGAACUAACACAAAUCUCCAUUCUGCUUAAGAACCGAAUUCCAAAUUCUUUAUUCGGUCACCUUUUUGUAGUCUAGGCAAAGCAAUGGCCAUUUCUCGCAUACAACUUGAAAAUUACAGGUCAGUGAGUUUUAAUAUUCACCCCACACAAGGCCGCUUCUAUCUGAAGAUGUUGCUAUUUUGCUAUGGACACCCCUGCAUUUAUGAAUCCUUUUGCUGUCACAUGCUUAUCUGUACUAUUAUCGUAUUUGAUAUUGCAAAUUACUGUAUGUCUAGUGAUGGCAAAAGGCUUUCAAGUUUUAAAAAAACAAGCAAACAAUCACAAUCAUCAUACUGAAACCUUGGGGAACCUGCAGUUUCCAGACCCAGUGGAGCAAGUGCUUUUUCCAGUCCCCACCAUCCAUCCCCUGCAGCCUCCACCUGCUCUCUCAGGGCAGGGUGUUACAGGAGGGCAUUCUGGGGAAAAUUCUGCCUGAAUUGCAACCGUCAGAUGCACUGUGCUGAACUUUUUCCCUUAUCCAUUUCUUUUGCAUAACUUCCAGGCAAUGCAUGGAAAGUUUUUUUCCAGAACUUUCUUUAUUUUAGUUCCCAGAUUUAGACAUGCCCUGUCUCUAGUCAUUUCAAAGUCAAAGUGAUGGAAUUAUUUAAGAGAUCUAAAUUACCUUCUCAAUUAGACACACACUUCCAAGUCAGCAUUUCCCAGUUGUGAUUAUGCUAAGUGUGUGUGUGUAUGUAUGUCAUCAUGGCAUGGAUUUUAGACUGUUCUGAUUUCUUUUUAUCCCUGCAUCAUGAAUAAGUAUGGAGUGAGCAAUAGCAAUGUUAAUUUAGGGGCAGACAGGUGAUACGUAACAACACUACUAAUUCAAUUAAUGUGCCUUCUUAAUGGAGAAAAAAUUAAAGCAAUUCAUUAUUUUUUCUCAUAAUUAAGGACUUUUUUUGUGUGGGUACAAAUUUACUCAUAUAAAAUUGAUUUAAAAAUUGAGCUACUUUAAUAGCCAUUUUGUAGAAGGGAGAGAGAGAAAGGGUUUCACAGCUCUCUGCUCUCUUGCAGUGAUAAUUCCUCAGUGAGGUAUGAGUAAGGUAGGAGGAUUUCAGUUAGUGUAUUAUUGUUAUUAACCCUUCACUUGACAGAUUUUCCUACCCUAAAUAAUGUUUCAUAGAAUUUAAAAUUGAUUAUGGGAGGGAAAAUAUAUAGCUCUUGCCGAUGUUUGCUGUACCAGCAAGUUGAAAUUAGUGGUUUCUAGAGAAAUAGUCUUUCUAGGUCUACAUAUCAUGAUAAAAUAUUUGUUACUUUGAUUUAUUUAAAUUAAAAACGUCAACAAGAAAACAAGCUCCAGUCAUUAUUGUCCUCAAAAUAAAAUAAGCUCAAGUAAUUUGUUUCUUCAGGGUGAAUUGAUACUGCCUGAAGUUUUAGCAAUUCUGAGAUAGGUCCGCAGUCAGUGUAUUCCCCAUGCCACUCGAUAGGGCCAGGAAUUUGGAAGGAACCAACAAAAAAAGGUCAUCUAAUGAAAUUUGUGAUGCUUCCCUCUCGUGUUAUUACUACCUCAUUCAGAUCAAAUCCUGUGCAUUAAUGUGAUGUCAUGUAUCCCUCCUAAAAGUGAACCAGGGAUUUUCCUCUCUGUUCUGGAGUUUGAGCCCAUUUUUAAGGGAUAUGUUAUUUUGUUGUUUCCUGCCUGCGUACUGUACUGCUGUCUUUUUUUUAAUUAUUAUUAUUAUUUUUUUACAAAUGUGUGUAUUAUUAUAACACAAGCGGCAGAAGAAAUGGGCUAGCUUGGGGCUGUUAAAGGAACUGGAUUUUCUGUAACUGUUAGGCUGGGUUUAUUCUGAUAUUACCUGUUUUUGUCAGCUCUGCUGGACUUUCUUUGGGGAAAAUCCAUGUAUGGUUUUGCUGAGCAAAAGCACCUGCUCGAUACCCAUCUGUCCCUUCUGUAGAAACCGUCCCCCACCUUCAGUCGUUGUCCCCCCAGUCACCCUAUGGGGCCACGGAGAGACCCCACACCUCCAUCUGGGAGCAGGAUGGGACCGGUGCCCCCAGCUAGCCCCAGCCCCCAUCACAGGCACAGGGACAGGGAGCGCAGUCCCCUCCGCCCCAUUCGCCCCAUCACUCUCACCACCUGCCUCCAGCUCCUGAAAAGCGCUGGCCGUUAAUUUGUGCUGAGCCUUGCCCUCUGCCUGCGGAGCUGCCACCACCAGCCCAGCGAUUUUGGAUGAAAAAUAGAUGCUAACUGAAAAGGAAGAAAGAAAGAAAAAAAAAACCAGAAACAUUUCUCUAAUUUACCCAGAGGAAACGUUCCUUGCCACUCUGAAUAAAAGCACAGCCGAGAAGGGAUGUGAAAUAAUUCUGUAUUAAAAGGGGGCAUUAAAGAGGUCAGUAAGCCCUUAUGCCUCCAAGAAAAUCGUUUAAACAACAGUUUUGCCUGGGCUGACCCAUGCCGCAGCUGGGGACACCAAGCGAGGGGCCGUUCCCUGACACGUCCUUGCUGCGCAGGACGAGGCACCUCCGCUCCACCUCCCCUUCCCUCUUCUGAAGAUUUUGCUAUUUCUGUCACUGUUCCUCUGUGUCACUUGAGAUGAGCUCAGGGCUGCUGGGCAAAUCACAGCCUAUCUUGUUUUUUUAAUAGUUGCAACAAAACUGGCCAUACAAAAAACACAAAGGCUGCAGGGUGGGCGAUUUUUUGGGGGGUUCCAGACCUAAUUAGUGCUUCUUUAAUAACUUCAACCUGUCCUCAGAUUUGGUUUAGGAAAAUGCGCUUGGAUCUGUUGGUUUCCUUCAGGCGAACUUGCUCUGCUCCCCUGUUUCUUCAGGGGAGCAGCACCCGUUUAUGAUUCUCUACCGAGCAUGACGAGGACCUGGUCUGGAGCAGCCCAUGCGAUGUCCCCAUGGCCCCUCACGUCACCCUCUGAUGGCCUGAGUGUCCCUUCCCUGCAAGGGCACCCAGCUUCCCUGCGAGGGCACGCGGCUGUAUGGAGGAGCAGCAGGGGGCUGGGGUGUGUGUUGAUGGCUGAAAAAACAAUCCCUGAGUGCCUGGCACGUUGUCCCGACGAGGCUGUUGCCGUUCCCUGUUUGUCGUGAAGCUGGAGGUGGCCUGUGGAUCACAUGUUGUGCAGAAGUGAAUUUUUUUUUUCUUUUUUUUUCCGAAUAGGAAACAAGUUGCUUUUGUAAAGAACACAAUGUCUGAUUAAUAUGUUGAAAUUAUUCUUGGGGAAAAAAAAAAUCUAAUUAUGAAUGGAAACACAUUUGUCUGUCAUUGGGGAGAAUUGAUGAUCUUGUUGCUACUGCUGCUUUCGCAGCCAUAGGUAAUCUUUUACCCAACCUAGGAGCUGCGCUUACCUUGGGAGAGAAGCCCGGCCGACUCCACUGCAAGCACUGCCGAGAUGGAUCCUCUAUCAGCAUCAGCUGAUGUUCAGCUGAUCUAAGCUGGGAUAUAGUCUUUAAACACAAAGAGCUGGCCUAACGCAAACUGCUUUUCAGCAACCAAUACCUCCUUGCACCAUUCCAACGUGAAGGAAACGAGUUGCAGGUGUCACGCCUGACCGCGGCGCAUUCCCGCAGCAGGAGGAGCAGCUGGUGGCACCGUCGCUGCGCGCCUGCCCGCAGACGGCAGGGCUGCAGUGGGACUUGGUGCGGUACGUCUCAUCAUGGUGUCUCCGUUGCUGAUUAUAUGAAGAAUAAAUUGUUGUAUAUGCUGAUACAUAUGUUAUGUACAUUUUCACAGUGAUUGAAUCAUUGUAAACAACAAAAUGGAAAAAAAAAAAAAAAGAAUCACCAUUCUGUCUAUUUUAUGAAGAUGAUAAAGCGGCUUUAUUAAAUUAUUACGAUUCUGUUUCAAAAUGGUGUACCUGCCACAUUGUUUUUUUUUUAAUCUGAUGAGAACUUUGUUUUCCACCUAAAUGUGACUUUCUUUUCUCUGCUUUGAGCAUCUAAUGC